AGCCAUGGCGGCCGGGGCGGCCGUCUCCUUGGAGCUGCGGCGCGAGCGGCGCAUGGUGUGCGUGGAGUAUCCCGGCGUGGUGCGCGACGUGAGCAACAUGCUGGCGACGCUGGGCGGCGAGGAGAGCGUCUCCCGAAUCUACGCAGACCCCACCAAGAGGCUGGAGCUCCACUUCCGGCCCAAGGACCCAUACUGCCACCCGGUGUGUGCCAACCGCCUCAGCACCACCAACCUGCUGCUGCGCAUCCGGAAGAAGACGCGACGGCGGCCAGGGGCCCUGCCCGAGGUCACGCUGCACAUGGAGGUUGUGGGCAUCGUGCCCAUUGUCUACAAGUUCCAGGGAAUGUCCGACUUCCAGUACCUGGCCGUGCACACGGAGGCGGGCGGUGGGCACAGGUCCAUGUAUGACAAGCUGCUCCUGCUGAAGCCCGAGAAGGAGGGCUUCUUCCACCAGGACCUGCCGCUCUACAUCCCCCCGCCCAUCUUCUCGCGCCUCGACACCCCCGUGGACUACUUCUACCGGCCGGAGACGCAGCACCGGGAAGGCUACAACAACCCCCCCAUCUCAGGCGAGAACCUCAUUGGCUUGAGCAGAGCCCGGCGUCCCCACAAUGCCAUCUUUGUCAACUUUGAGGACAGCGAAGUACCCAUGCAGCCACUGGAGGCCGCGGUGCAGACGUGGGGGAAGGUGUGUGGCAACCCCGUGGACCAGAAGACCGAGGAGGAGCUGCGGAAGCUGUUUGAGAUCCGUCCCAUCUGGUCCCGGAACGCCGUCAAGGCCAACAUCAGCAUCCACCCUGACAAGCUCAAGAUCCUGCUCCCCUUGGUAGCUUACUACAUGAUAACAGGCCCCUGGAGGAGCCUGUGGAUCCGCUUCGGGUACGACCCCCGCAAGCACCCGGAAGCCAAGAUCUACCAAGUCCUUGACUUCCGAAUCCGCUGUGGAAUGAAAUACGGUUACGCCCCUGGGGACAUGCCUGUCAAGGCCAAGCGCAGCGCCUACAACUACAGCCUGCCCAUCACUGUCAAGAAGACAGCCAGCCAGCUUGUCACCAGGCAGGAUCUGAAGCAGGACUCGAACCCUGCGGGCACAGCCGAGCCGCAAAAGUCCUCCUCCAAGUACAAGCUCAAGGAUUCUGUCUACAUCUUCCGGGAGGGGGCCCUGCCGCCCUAUCGCCAGAUGUUCUACCAGCUGUGUGACCUGAAUGUGGAAGAGCUGCAGAGGAUCAUCCACCGUAAUGACGGCGAGGAGCAGCUGUGCACGGAGCGCGACGGGUGGUGCCUCCCCAAGACGAGCGAUGACCUGCGGGACAGCAUGUCGCUCAUGAUCUGGCACACGAUCCGCUCACGGAGGCCUGCCCUCUUCUCCAGUCCGGCCAAGGCCGACAGCGGCAAGGAGCAGCUGAGCGACGAGUCCGGGGAGGAGGAUGAGGACGACGAGGAGGAGGAGGAGGACUUCAAGGCAUCAGAUGGCAGCGAGAAUGAGAUGGAGAUGGAGAUUUUGGACUACGUGUGAGAGGCCCCCAAGCCAGGACCCGGCCGAUGGCAGGUCCCACCCAGGGCUGGCCG
This is a messenger RNA of Ochotona princeps (American pika), 1569 nucleotides long. It is a transcript of the gene GTF3C5, whose product is annotated as general transcription factor IIIC subunit 5. The record is from RefSeq and is a predicted model, not a curated record. Gene Ontology annotation, cellular component: transcription factor TFIIIC complex. Bases 5 to 1516 code for a protein of 503 amino acids. Gene Ontology annotation, biological process: transcription initiation at RNA polymerase III promoter. The transcript has 11 exons. Lineage: Eukaryota; Metazoa; Chordata; Mammalia; Lagomorpha; Ochotonidae.